UUAUUUCCAGUAGAGCUCCUUCUUGAUGUGAAUAGCAUUGGAUUUUGUAAGAAACCUGAACUCUGACUCCCAAAAAUGUCGAUUUCUCCUUCUGCAUCGUCUGUUUCAGCCCCCUUGUCUUGCUUUCACUGCUUGAUGUGCUUGUGGUACUCUCUAGCCGUGAUUCUGAGUUUGCAUCUCGAACACUUGAUCCUCCCAAUUUCACUGAAUCGUUCUCUGCAAGUUUUGACUCCGACGAAGUUCUUAGAGUUGCGCUUGAAAUGCCGGUACUUCUUGAGUUUGUCUUGGUGAGAGAUCAGCGACUUCUGCGAGUGUUCCGGACUCUUGCACACUCUCGCAACUGUGGUCGAUCCUCCAUCUGGUUUUCGGUCAAGCUGAGCUGCAGCCUUAUUUGCUGGUGUAGUACUUCAACUCGUUAUGAAACGGAGAUCAAUGGAGCUGGUGGAUUUCAGUCAGACACGGAUUCAGGUCGUUGUUGCUCGAAGUGUCUGCUCAUUUGUGACCGUUAGUGCUGAUUUUGGGCUUGGUCGAUUCUGGUUUAUGCAGACUCUUGUCUCUACUUGUGUGGGGUCUCCGAUCAUGAUCUUGCUCUACCUCGCUAUUAAGUUCGUUUUGCUUGACUUCAUCAAUGAUCCUGUUCAUCUUGGUCUCAUAUUCGGUCUUGAGGAGUGUAAUUUUGUUAUUUGAAGUUCGUAUUCUGACUUGACUUGCGUCUGAGUUCAGCAUUUUGCUCGAUGAGUUUGGCUUUCUCGAUCUCAGACUUGCAAAGAUCUUCUUGGAGUUCACGGAUUUUGCAUUUGUAGCCAAGAACUUUCUUGUUGAACUUCUGCAUGGCACUUUUCAGACUGUAGUCUUUCUUGCACUUCGAAAGCUUUUCUUGCAAAAUUUCAAGGUUUUCAUCGUACUCACUGGUGAUCUUGGCCAUGUACUGCUUCAAUUUGGUGAUUGUCUUCGAGUACUUCUGGCACUUGUCGACCAGACCUUGGUAGGCGUUUUCUUUCUCGCUUUCGUACGAACAACACUUUAUUUUGUUUCCGAAAGAAUCGAGUCUUCUCUCAAUCGACCCAGCAUGAUGCUUGAGCUCUGAAUCUGGGACUCGUCGUGGAGACAAGUAAGUCUCGUUGGCACUCAGCAUCUGGAAAGCCUUAGCCUGGAUGUUCACCUGAUCGAUCUUGUGCUUCAUUUCGAACUUCUCUUUGGUGUAAGCCUCUUUAAGUUCUUUGAAUUCUUUCUCGAUCUGUGACUUGUACUUUUCGAAGGCAGAGUCUUUUUCAAGAAUUAUUCUCUGGUUCUCAAGUUGAAGUUUCUGAAUUUCCAGUUCUUUAUUUGGAGUUCUCUUCACACAGAGAAUACUCGGAAUUUCUGUGUUUGGCAACCAUUUCAUGUAACUCUUUCUGAUGCUUCAAGUUGAGUCCAUCAAGCUCUGACUUUAAGACAUGGUUAUCUUUUUCAAGCUUUUCGAUCUGAUCCAGGUACACACUCGGGUUCACUUUGAGGUCUCCACAUGCAUGGUCUUUGAUUUUCUGUACCAUAUCCUGACUCCUGAGUUCCUGAAGCUCAGAGAGUUCGUUCUGAAGCAAGUGGAUCCUCUGUUUGAGCACAGCCUUUUCAGUUUCAGAAGAAGUGACUCCUUGGCUGCACCUUCUACGAUGUAAAGUAUUUUUAAGCUUUUCAUUGCUUUCUAACAGUGACAUUUGGAAAUAUAAUUAACUUAUUC
This is a messenger RNA of Moneuplotes crassus, 1717 nucleotides long. The record is from the annotation of a GenBank genome assembly. Lineage: Eukaryota; Ciliophora; Spirotrichea; Euplotida; Euplotidae.